Messenger RNA from Lucilia cuprina (Australian sheep blowfly), 1500 nucleotides. RefSeq lists its product as uncharacterized. The coding region runs from base 1 to 1500 and encodes 499 amino acids. The transcript is spliced from 2 exons. NCBI's taxonomy places the organism in Eukaryota, Metazoa, Arthropoda, Insecta, Diptera, Calliphoridae. The record is from RefSeq and is a predicted model, not a curated record.
AUGUCUCUUCCUAAAGCUUUCACCAAUUCCACGGAAUAUUUUCAACAAGUUAACGAAUUUCUUAAAAAAUAUUCAUGGAUUUAUAGAGAAGCAAAUACUGGAUUUCUAAAAGCCGACAUAUUAAAUCAAAUGCCUCAUCAGUAUCAGAAAUACUUUAUAGAAAUAACAAAUGAAGAAUUAAAUAGAUUUCCCUAUACACAUGAACCACUAGCUCAUUUAAAUGAUGAAAGUAUUAAAAACUUUCGUUACCAGUUAAACGAAUUAAUACCGCCGGAGGCUUUUCAAGAGCCCAGAGCUAUGGAAAAAACAAUUAAAAUGGAAAAUCUUAAAAAGAUGAAUAUUAAGAAACAACAUGAAAUACAAAGAUUGGCUGCGGUGGUAAAAGAAAAUUUAAAAUUAAAUGAAAAUGGAAAUGAGCAGCAAGUGAAAUAUGUGCUAAUAGACUUUGGUUCUGGUUUGGGCUAUUUAAGUGAGUUGUUAUAUAAACUAAAUAGAAAUAUCCUUGUAUUGGGUUUAGAAGCCGACAACUACCGCGUAGAAGCGGCUGAGAAACGUGUAAAGACUUUUAUGCCUAAUGCCAACAACUCUAUACAGUAUCGACAACAAUUUAUAACUGAACAAUCACAAGAAUUCAUUGUUCAAACAGUAGAGGAAGUUUUCAAAUUGAAUUAUCAGCAAAUGACAACACAAACAACAACAAAGAUGGCAAUAAUUGGUUUACAUGCAUGUGCUGAUUUAACUAUAACAUCCUUAAAACUCUUUCUACAAAUGCCACAAGUACAGCAUCUAAUCAUUAUGCCAUGUUGUUACCACAAGUUGCAGGUUUGUGAUGAGAGUGCGGUCACCAAGGCUGCUUUAAAGUUUAGAAAUUUUCCUUUAAGUGAAAGUCUUAAAAAAGUGCUGCUAAACAAUGAUGACAAGUCCAAUUAUGCUGAAACGCAGGAAACUUUUCCCACAUAUUUAAAUCGUCCCUUUUUACGUUUAGCCUGUCAGCAGACUUUAAAACGUUGGAGUAAAUGUUCAUCAAUUGAACAUUGUAAACAUGGUAAUGAAAUGUUUUUAAGAGCUGUAGCAGAAUUGAUAAAAAUGGAAGGAGAGGAGGAAGUGGAACAGGAAUUAAUAGUGUUUAAACGUAAAGAAGAAACUAUUGAUCUGAGUUCAUUGUCGGCUGAGGAUUUGAAAAGUUUUGAUACAUUUAGUCGUUUUUAUGGUUUAAAAAGUAAGAGUACAAAUGAUUUUGUUGCUUGGUCGGAGCGACAUCGUAGAAAAUAUCUUGAAACUAUAGACAAAUAUCCAAAUGGUGGCAAACUGGCAGAAGGUUUGACAUGUCUACAGACAUCGAUGCAGAAACUUUGUGAAAAUCUGGUGCUCUACGAUCGUCUAUGCUAUAUGGAGGAGACAGCAUUAAAAAUGAAUUUAAAAAUCAAUGUGCGCUAUGAAAAAAUCAUGGAUGAAGAAUUAUCUCCUCGUUGUUAUGUCUUAAUAGCGGAAAAACUAUAA